Molecule: messenger RNA, 702 nt
Organism: Manacus vitellinus (golden-collared manakin)
Lineage: Eukaryota; Metazoa; Chordata; Aves; Passeriformes; Pipridae
Product: glutamine-rich protein 2-like
Exons: 7
Coding region: 16-687 (223 amino acids)
Source: RefSeq, a predicted model, not a curated record
GAGGAGCAGCAGGAGAUGAAGAAUUCCAUGCUGGAGCAGCUGGUGACUGAGACAGCCAACCAGCUGAAUGCUCAGGACCAGCAGCUCCUGCAGCACAUGGAGGAAAUGUUCAGGAAGAUUCAAGAAGACUGUAACAAGCUCAGAUCUGUCUCAGUGAGCCUCCAGACAGACUGUGAGAUGAAGCAGAAGGCUAUUGAGAUGCUGUUCCAGUCCUUGGAGAAGCUGAAGAAGGAAAAAGUAGAUGAGCAGAACAUGUUGACAGCAAUGGACAUGAAAGCGGACAAAGAUGCCUUGGGCAGCAAAGUCGAUUGCACUCAGUUUGAGGCAAGCAUGGAGGGGCUGGAUCAGAGGCUGCGGAAGAUUCAGGGCCAGAUGUCAGGACAGAAGCAGCACUGCAACGAGCUGCAGCAAAAGCUCAAGGACAUGGCGGAAAACAAGCUGGAUCGUGGGGAGCUGAAGUAUUUCCGAAAUCGGUUAGAGGAGAUCUGGAAGGGGAAGAUGGAGGAACUUGAGAACAGGAUCUUGGGUGACAGCGCUGCUGGGCUGAGGAAGCAGCUGCCAGUCCCUUUCACGUGCCUGUCCUGUGACCGCCCGGUCAAAACGCAGGUUCCUGGCCCGAAACCCGAGACACUCCCGUACUUGAAGCCGAUGCCCCCCAGCAAGGACCCACAGCACAGCCAAAGGUAGGGAGUUGGGUGCCUC